Messenger RNA from Nakaseomyces glabratus, 852 nucleotides. It is a transcript of the gene POR1, whose product is annotated as porin POR1. The record is from RefSeq and is a predicted model, not a curated record. Gene Ontology annotation, cellular component: mitochondrial outer membrane. Gene Ontology annotation, molecular function: voltage-gated monoatomic anion channel activity. Gene Ontology annotation, biological process: monoatomic anion transmembrane transport. NCBI's taxonomy places the organism in Eukaryota, Fungi, Ascomycota, Saccharomycetes, Saccharomycetales, Saccharomycetaceae.
AUGGCUCCACCAUUCUUUUCUGAUAUCUUCAAGAGUGUCAAUGACCUAUUGAACAAGGACUUCUACCACUCCACUCCUGCCGCUGUGGAUUUGGAAUCCGUUGCCAAGAACGGUGUCAAGUUCAACGUCAAGUCCAAGCAAUUGGUCAAGGAGGGCCCAUUGGCCGCUACCGUGGACGCUAAGUUCACCGACAAAGCCACCGGUUUGACCUUGACGCAAGGCUGGUCCAAUGCCAACAACUUGAACACCAAGAUCGAGUUGAACAACAUCACCCCAGGUCUAAAGACCGAGUUGAUGACCUCUUUUGUCCCAAACAUCUCAAAAGUUGCUAACUUGAACUUGUCCUUCGUCCAGCCUUUCUUCACCGCUAGAGGUGCUUUCGACUUGUUGAAGGGUCCAGGUUUCGUCGGUGACAUGACUUUGGCCCACGAGUCUGGUGUUGUUGCCGGUGCUCAGUUCGGUUACGACAUCGCAGCUGGCUCUUUGUCCAAGUACGCCAUCGCUUUGGGUUACGCCGCUCAGGACUACCACUUAGGUCUAAACAUCAACAACGACCAAGUCACCACCGCUACUUUCUUCCAAAACGUCUCCCCACAAUUGCAAAUCGGUUCCAGAGCUACUUUGAACCCAAGACAGACCGUCUCCAACGUCAACAUCGAGUUCGCCACAAAGUACCUGCCAGACCCUAACUCCCAAGUCAAGGCUAAGAUCAGCGACGCCGGUAUCGUAGCUUUGUCCUACAAGCAAGCCUUGAGACCUGGUGUUACUCUAGGUGUUGGUACCUCAUUCGACGCCUUGAAGUUGAGUGAACCAGUCCACAAGAUCGGUUGGUCUUUGUCCUUCGUGAUCUAA